Nomascus leucogenys (northern white-cheeked gibbon) is the source of this 958-nucleotide messenger RNA. Its product is annotated as glutathione S-transferase theta-4. Gene Ontology annotation, molecular function: glutathione transferase activity. NCBI's taxonomy places the organism in Eukaryota, Metazoa, Chordata, Mammalia, Primates, Hylobatidae. Gene Ontology annotation, cellular component: cytoplasm. Gene Ontology annotation, biological process: glutathione metabolic process. The record is from RefSeq and is a predicted model, not a curated record.
AGAUCGGAGAGGGCACAGGGCUAGAGAUUCUGGCCAGAGAUAGGCCCAGGUCUGUGGCUGGCCGGCUGCAGCGGUGGGGCCCGGCAUGUGUCUCAGCAUGGCCCUGGAGCUCUACAUGGACCUGCUGUCAGCACCCUGCCGUGCCGUCUACAUCUUCUCCAAGAAGCAUGACAUCCGGUUCAACUUUCAGUUUGUGGAUCUGCUGAAAGGUCACCACCACAGCAAAGAAUACAUUGACAUCAACCCACUCAGGAAGGUGCCCAGCCUCAAAGAUGGGAAAUUUAUCUUAAGUGAAAGUGUGGCCAUCCUUUACUACCUGUGCCGCAAGUACAGCGCACCAUUACACUGGUACCCGCCAGACCUGCACACACGUGCCCGUGUGGAGGAGUUCAUGGCUUGGCAACACACGGCCUUUCAGCUGCCCAUGAAGAAGAUAGUCUGGCUCAAGUUGCUGAUCCCAAAGAUAACAGGGGAGGAAGUUUCGGCUGAGAAGAUGGAGCAUACAGUGGAAGAGGUGAAGAACAGCCUGCAGCUCUUUGAGGAGCAUUUUCUGCAGCAUAAGAUGUUCAUCACCGGGGACCAAAUCUCACUGGCUGACUUGGUGGCCGUGGUGGAGAUGAUGCAGCCCAUGGCAGCCAACUAUAAUGUCUUCCUCAACAGCUCCAAGCUAGCUGAGUGGCGUAUGCGGGUGGAGCUGAAUAUCGGCUCUGGCCUCUUUAGGGAGGCCCAUGACCGCCUAAUGCAGUUGGCCGACUGGGACUUUUCAACAUUGGAUCCAAUGGUCAAGGAGAAUAUUUCCGAGUUGCUGAAGAAGAACAAGUGACCCUAGGCGCAGCCCGUCGUGCAGGGCCUGGCUAGCUUAUCAAUCUGAGCCACCUUCCUUAAAGGAAAUGCUAAAAAAAAAAAAAAAAAAAAAAAAAGCUUUUCUUUGCCUAAUAAAGAACUGGAACAACCAUCA